Mirounga angustirostris (Northern elephant seal) is the source of this 1905-nucleotide messenger RNA. RefSeq names its product makorin ring finger protein 1 (gene MKRN1). The record is from RefSeq and is a predicted model, not a curated record. NCBI's taxonomy places the organism in Eukaryota, Metazoa, Chordata, Mammalia, Carnivora, Phocidae. Gene Ontology annotation, molecular function: ubiquitin protein ligase activity; metal ion binding. The transcript has 8 exons. Gene Ontology annotation, biological process: protein polyubiquitination. The coding region runs from base 177 to 1688 and encodes 503 amino acids.
UCCAGCCCGCAGUCCGAGCGGCUAGAGCGCUCGGAGACCCUACGCGAAGCCAAGAGGAGCGAGCCGGCGCCCCAGUCUCCUUCCCCUCCCCUCGCCUCGCCGCCUUCUCCCGCAGCCGGACCGGAACUAUGUGAUCCCGGAAGUUCCGGUGCUAUUGCUGUGUGGGAUAAACAGUAAUGGCGGAGGCUGCAGCUCCCGGAACAACAGCCACAACAUCAGGAGCAGGAGCGGCAGCGGCGGCGGUGGCAGCGGCCUCCCCCACCCCUAUCCCCACAGUCACCUCCCCGUCCUCGGGGGCGGGGGGAGGGGGAGGCGGCAGCGACGGCAGCGGCGGCGGCUGGACUAAACAGGUCACCUGCAGGUAUUUCAUGCACGGCGUUUGUAAGGAAGGAGAUAACUGCCGCUACUCCCAUGACCUCUCUGACAGUCCUUACGGUGUAGUGUGCAAGUAUUUUCAGCGAGGAUACUGCAUUUACGGAGACCGCUGCAGAUAUGAACAUAGCAAGCCUUUGAAACAGGACGAAGUGACUGCUGCAGAUCUAACUGCGAAAUCAUCCCUUGCUGCUUCCUCAAGUCUCUCAUCAGGCAUUGGACCAGUUGUUGAAAUGAAUACGGGCGAAGCCGAGUCAAGAAAUUCAAACUUUGCAACUGUAGGAGCAGGUUCAGAAGACUGGGUGAAUGCCAUUGAGUUUGUUCCUGGGCAGCCCUACUGUGGCCGUACUGCCCCUUCCUGCACUGAAGCAUCCCCGCAGGGCUCAGUGACCAAGGAGGAAUUGGAGAAAGAGCAAACGGCAGCAGAAACCAAGCAGCAGCUUUGUCCCUAUGCUACGGUCGGAGAAUGCCGGUACGGGGAGAACUGUGUGUAUCUCCACGGCGACUCCUGCGACAUGUGUGGGCUGCAGGUCCUCCAUCCGACGGAUGCUGCCCAGAGAUCGCAGCAUAUAAAAUCUUGCAUUGAGGCCCAUGAGAAGGACAUGGAGCUCUCAUUUGCUGUCCAGCGCAGUAAGGACAUGGUGUGUGGCAUCUGCAUGGAGGUGGUCUAUGAAAAAGCCAACCCCAGCGAGCGCCGCUUUGGGAUUCUCUCCAACUGCAACCACACUUACUGUCUCAAGUGUAUUCGCAAGUGGAGGAGUGCUAAGCAAUUUGAGAGCAAGAUCAUAAAGUCCUGCCCAGAAUGCCGGAUCACAUCUAACUUUGUCAUUCCAAGUGAGUACUGGGUGGAGGAGAAAGAAGAGAAGCAGAAACUCAUUCAGAAAUACAAGGAAGCAAUGAGCAACAAGGCGUGCAGGUAUUUUGAUGAAGGACGUGGGAGCUGCCCAUUUGGAGGGAACUGUUUUUACAAGCAUGCGUACCCUGAUGGCCGUAGAGAGGAGCCACAGAGACAGAAAGUGGGAACAUCAAGCAGAUACCGGAAACAACAGAAUAGAAGAUGCUACUGGACAGUGCCAUCCCUAUCAUGGCCUUGUUUCUUACAGGCCCAACGAAGGAACCACUUCUGGGAGCUCAUUGAGGAAAGAGAGAACAGCAACCCCUUUGACAACGAAGAAGAGGAGGUUGUCACCUUUGAGCUGGGCGAGAUGUUGCUUAUGCUUUUGGCUGCAGGUGGGGACGACGACCUGACAGACUCUGAAGAUGAGUGGGACUUGUUUCAUGAUGAGCUGGAAGAUUUUUAUGACUUGGAUCUAUAGCAGCUUGACGUGGCCGGUGAACUGGUCUGCUGAGCCUCAGACAGUAGCUGUGCCCUCUGGUGGUGUGGCAGUGCCCGAGCUUCUCUCCUAGGCAGGCCUAUCAACUCCAGGUGCUGUCGUGAUCCUCCUUACCCAGGGCCUGUCUCGAUCCCUCACCUUGCCCCAAGGAGUGUGUUGUUUUCUGUUAAAAAAGUUACAAAAAUAAACCUUAAAGCUA